Anopheles cruzii is the source of this 5776-nucleotide messenger RNA. RefSeq names its product protein TANC2 (gene rols). The record is from RefSeq and is a predicted model, not a curated record. The coding region runs from base 1 to 4761 and encodes 1586 amino acids. The transcript is spliced from 9 exons. Gene Ontology annotation, molecular function: protein binding. NCBI's taxonomy places the organism in Eukaryota, Metazoa, Arthropoda, Insecta, Diptera, Culicidae.
AUGCCCAUAAACAUGACGACGGCCGCUGCGUCACCGGAUGGCGCCAGCGGCAACAGUGCCACCGGCACCAGUGGCGGCCUGCGGAAGUCCCUCACGGCGGCCGGAUCCGCCGGAUACCCCGGUUCGUCCGCCAGUCCGAACGGUGUACGCUCCGGGCGCCCCGGAAGCGGCCUCAGCCUAAGCGUUCUAGAUUUGGCCGCGAUCCGCAAGAUACUGGAGAAUGAGACCGGCGGCGCCCUCUGCCCGAGCUGCCAGAUGCCGUUCGAUAAGGGCAAGAAGAGGAAGCUGAUCGACGCCUGCGGCCACGAGCGCUGCUACUCGUGCAUGUUCCGCAACGAGGCCUGCCCGCACUGCUGCCAAGCCGAGAAGGGGUUAGGGCCGCUCGCGCCGCCAGGAUCCCAGCCGACCGGCCACACGGCGGCGACGGCGGGGACGCUGCUGCAGCCACGCACCGGCAUGAUGCGCCGGCAGCCGGACCUCGACAGCAUCGAUAUGCUGUCUGCGAAUGGUGCCAUCUACCAGCCGCUGAGCCGCAAGAUGCAGGGCUACGGCAGCAGCACCCACCUGAUGUCACCGUUGGGAUCACCGCAGCCCCAGAACCGUUCGCAGAUGCGGACGAAUGGACACUUUUCAUCGAUCUACCAGAAUCCCGCCGAAGUGCUAUCAUCGGAGCGCUACAAGCUGAAGGAUCGGCCACCGAAAUGUCCUCCGGGAAAGGUGGAACCGCAGUACGCGAGCAUCGGCCCCGGCACCGGCACCGGUGGCCCCACGGCGGGAGCGACGAAGACAGCGUCCCGCGGCGAAGUCACGGCCGGGAGUUGCGCGACGCCACCGCAGAACCGUCGCCGGCUGUUCAUCCCGAAGAAUCUCCGCAGUCCGUUCGGGUACCGGCGCAGCAACGGCACCACGGCCGACCACUCCACACUGUCGGACGACGAAGGGGGCAACGUAAAGCCGCUGAUGCUGAACGGCAAAUCAAAGUCCUCGCAGGACGAACUGCAGGUGCGGCUGGGCUUCUUCCUCGAGAACAACUCGACGCGGCGCAAUCUGCGCGCCCCGAACCAAUCCUGCAGCUCGCUAACGUCGGCCAACACGAGUCCCGUGUCGACGCUGACCGGAUCGUCCGAGGCGGACGUGUCGCGGGUGCUGACGCUGCAGGAGCCCAACCACCACUACCACACCGGGUGCGAGUCGAUCGGCUCGAUGAUGUCGGUGUCCGUGUCGGAGCAGAGCAACGCCUCGUCGAGCCCGGUCAGUCGACGCCACUCGGUCACCACUUCCCAAAGCGGCAGCAACGUCGACGAUCUGCUGGCGUUCAAGGGCCGCCGGACGACGGUGCGCCGGUCGGCCCGUUCCGGCCAGAUCCGUGGUCCAAUCGAUCCAAAAGUUCGUUUCGCACAGUACCGUCAGCAGCAGCUGACCCUGAAGCCACUGUUCUUCGAGGUGCCGACGCAGGAACCGGACCCCCCAUUCGUCGGACGCCACUGGUUGGUGCGUGAGCUGGCCACGGCCGUCCAGUCGGCCGACUCGCCCGGUGUCCUGCUGAGCGGCAACCUGGGCACCGGCAAGACGGCCCUCCUGCUGCAGCUGGUCGAGUACUCGUGCUUCGGGCGGCGCAAGGAGAUGGCCAUCCAGGAGGCCGGCGAUGGGAUCUACUGCCAGAUCAACGUGGCGCACGAUCGGCUGCGCAGCUUGGCGUCGCACAUCGUGGCGUACCAUUUCUGCCAGGCGGACAACAACUCCACCUGCCUCAUACCGGACUUUGUGCACUCGCUGGCCGCCCAGCUCUGCCAGGCGCCGCAGCUGGCGGCGUACCACGAGUUCCUGCUCGGCGAGCACGCGCUCCAGCACGUGCUGAGCGUAAAGGAGUGCAUCGCCGACCCGGAGCGAGCGAUGGUGAUGGGCAUCCUGGAACCGUUGGCCACGUUGCGGCGGGUCGGUAAGAUCCCGCCGAAAAACUGCGCCAUCCUGAUCGAUGGGCUGUGCGAGGCGGAGUACCAUCGGCCGGACCACGGCGAUACGAUCGCGUCGUUCCUGCAGCGCAUGAGUGACCGGUUUCCACCGUGGCUAAAGGUGAUCGCCACCAUCCGGACGCAGAUGGCCGAGUUUGCCAAGGGCCUACAGUACACGAAGCUGAGCCUGGACGCGUGGACCACGAACGAGUCGCUUCAGAAGGACAUCCUCGAGUACGUGACGUUCCGCAUCAACCAGAGCGCAAGCAUUCAGCACAACGUGGCGGGCGGGCGCGGGGCCGAGAUCGUCAACACGAGCGCCCACUUCAAGUUCGCCCAGCACCUGCUGGCCCUCACCAAGGGCUCGUUUCUGUACGCGAAGCUCACGCUCGACCUGAUCGAGCGGGGCAGCCUGGUGAUCAAGUCGAGCAGCUUCAAGGUGCUUCCCGUGUCGCUGGCCCAGAUCUUUCUGCUCAACUUCAACCUGCGCUUCCCGACGGCGGCCGCGUACGAUCGGAUCUCGAACAUUCUCGCCGUCUGCCUGGCCGCCCUCUAUCCGCUCACGCUCACCGAGAUCUUCUACUCGCUCAACGCACUGAUCGCGAGUGAUCGGGGUCAGUUCACGGCUGGGGACGACGGCAUCGAGACCGAUGGCGGCGACGGCGACGGGGAUGGGAUCGAUUGGGACGAGUUUCUGUGUCGCUUCAAAACGCUGACCGGGUUUCUGGUGAAGCGCAUCGACAACACGUACAUGUUCUUCCACCCGUCGUUCAGGGAGUGGCUGCUGCGACGCGACGACGGCGAGUCCACCAAGUUCCUGUGCGACCUACGCAACGGGCACGCGGGCAUUGCACUGCGCCUGUCGCGCCUACAAGCCCCGCUCGAUCCGGAACAGGCACUCGAGCUGGGCCAUCACAUCCUGAAGGCGCACCUCUACCGGAGUGCACCGGCCCAGUCGCCGCGGGACCUGCAGGCGUACUGGGUAGCGUCCGUGACCGGGUGCGUCUCGUCCGCCCUGUCGACGCUCCGCAACGUGUACAGCCCGAACGUGAAGGUGUCCCGGUUGCUGCUGCUGGCCGGGGCCUCUCCCGACCAUCCGACACCGUUCCUCGGGAGCGCUCCGAUCCUGUGCAUUGCGGCGCACGAGGGCAUCCUGCCGAUGGUGAACCUGCUGCUCGAGUUUGGCGCGAGUGUCGAGCUGGCCAACAGCCAAGGCUGCACGCCGCUCAUACUGGCCGCCUCGAAGGGUCACUGCGACGUGGUACGGCAGCUGGUGGCGGCCGGCAGUUGCCUCGGGCAGACCGAUACCUCGCAGCGGUGCGCGCUGGUGCACGCGGCCAUCGCCGGUCGGUUGCAGGUGGUCAAGUAUCUGGUCGCCUGCGAUUGGCUGCCGCGGCGGGAGAGUGGGGCCGUGCCGGCCGAUGUGACGCUCGAGCAGGCCGCCCAACAGUCGCUGAUAGCGGCCGCAGGCCAGGGCAACACGGAGAUCACGGAGGACUUCCUGGAUAUGGGCGAGGUGCAGGUGAACCGGCUGGACGUGAUCACGGGUGAAACGGCCCUUACGACGGCGUGCGCCAACGGGCACACGGAAACGAUCGCCAUCCUGCUGAGUCGGGGUGCCUCGACGGAGGUGCGCAACCGGAAGGAGAUGACGCCGCUGCUGAUCGCCGUCAAGGAGGGCCACUGGGCGAUCGUCGAGCGGUUGCUGCAGCACCAGGCGCAGGACGUCGAGCUGACUGAGACGAACGGCAAAACGCCGCUGAUGGUUGCGGCCGAAGAGGGUCACGUCGGAAUCAUCGAGUUGCUGCUCAACCGAGGAGCUGCACUGACCGUGCAGGAUAAGGACGGGCUGACGGCCCUCAGUUGGGCGUGCCUGCGGGGAAAACAACAGGCGGCCAAGUGCCUGCUGGAACGCGGGGCCGACCGGCAGCACGCGGACAGCACGGGCCGGACGCCCCUCGACCUGGCCGCCUACCAGGGCUCGGCUUCGCUCGUCCAGAUGCUGCUCGAUCACGGGGCGCAGAUCGAACACGUGGACAUUAACGGGAUGCGUCCGCUGGAUCGUGCCAUCGCUUGCCGGAACGUGCAGGUAGUGCAGGUGUUUCUGAAGCGCGGUGCCAAGCUCGGUCCCGCCACCUGGGCCAUGGCCAAUGGGAAACCGGAAAUUAUGUUGAUUCUGCUCAACAAGCUCCUGGAGGACGGCAACACACUGUACCGGAAGAACCGGCUCCAGGAAGCGUCCCAUCGGUACCAGUACGCGCUGAAGAAGAUCCCGUCCAUCUGCGGUGCGCACGAGGGAACGCCCGUCGCAACCGAUCCACUCACCGGGGGACCACUGCUCACGCCCUCGGUGGCACUCGUUACGGCCGAUAGCAACAACAACAAUUCCAGUGCUGCCAACACGGCCACGUUCCAGCAGCUACGGUUUAAUUUCUUGCUCAAUCUGUCUCGCUGCAAGCGAAAAAUGAACGAUGUGGCAGAGGCGAUCGAUCUUGCCCGGCAAGCGAUCGAGAUUAAACCGAAUGCCUACGAUGGUUACUAUGCGCGCUCGAAGGCCCUGAUGGAGUACGGCAACUACACGGAGGCGCUGCGUGACGCUUCGACCGCCUUGGCGCGGGCCCAAACGACCACGCCCGAGAUCCGAGAUACGCUCACCCGGCUCCACGGCGAUCUGCAGAAGCGCCAGAUGCAGGUGAUUGCCGACACGGCCAACUCGGCCCUCGCCAGCGUUGGGCUAGUGGCGAUGGCGGACAACCGGCACAGUAGCCGCUCGAUCGCCGAGUCGAUGGACAUCAUCACCGAUCUGUAGAGAGGAGCGGAGCGGAUCGAUCAUUCAUUCCGGAUUGUUACAGAACCACUGGGUUCGGCCACUGGAAUGUUGCGCAGUUCCAUUUUAUUAUCUCCACCAGGGAGGGCCCUGAGCACGUUGCAAGUGUCAGAGCUCGCGCGUUGUACUAUAUAAACGUUUGUUUUCCUUCGAGUAGCUUCCAACUGCAGCUUCCAAGCAAGGCUCUAGAACGCAGCUCCGAGAUCGAGAGAUCGGUAUACGAGUAAAACACAGGCACAUUCACUUUUAGGUUUACUGCUGGUGCGGUGCGGCUAUAGGUAGGGGUCCCUUUCUUCUAAAGAGAGGCUGCGUGUAACGAAAACGAAAUUCAAUUUGAAACUAAAACGAGGUGAAGCGCGCGAACGAAUUUGGGAAACGAAAAAAAAGAACAAUUGGCAACAUGUUUUCGAACGAACAACGAGCCGGCCCGCGGACAAUGUUUCUACUUAAUUUAUCGACCAUCCAAUUCCAAAUUGUGCAAAGCAAAACGAAACCGAACGGCACACGAGAGAACGGAAGAGACACACAUUUACUUACUUUAUGUUUAGUGCGUUUUGUUCCGACCGACCGACCGAGAGCUGGGCAGAGUUUGACGACGAAUAUCACAAUCCUUAUUUAUAUGCAAACAUUUAGAAUACUUCAAUGUGCCCAAUGUUGAAACGAUACGGAUGGUGACAGGGCAGCCGGAGAGGAUGGGAAUGUUUGUUGCUUAGUAUAACUGCAAAAUGAACAACUUAAAUUAUAAUACAACGACCGCAACAAAACGCACUUGGUUCGAUGGAGCGAAACCUUUAAAAUAUGUAUCUUAAAGCGACACUGGAGAGGCGAGCAGGUGUAGUUGAUAAACAUCAUUUAAAUCAUAAUUACUAAGAAAUGUGCAACACAAACCCGAAUGUGGAACGGCGGAAGAAGCAGGGAAAACACAAACAUUCAGCGUUGUAACGAUAGCGUGUAGAAACUACUUUUAUGUCUAAGAAUAGGAAAAACCGUAAAAUAA